Colletotrichum orchidophilum is the source of this 282-nucleotide messenger RNA. RefSeq lists its product as uncharacterized. NCBI's taxonomy places the organism in Eukaryota, Fungi, Ascomycota, Sordariomycetes, Glomerellales, Glomerellaceae. Gene Ontology annotation, molecular function: flavin adenine dinucleotide binding; oxidoreductase activity. The transcript is spliced from 2 exons. The record is from RefSeq and is a predicted model, not a curated record. The coding region runs from base 1 to 282 and encodes 93 amino acids.
AUGACGCCCUCGAAAACGUUUCCGAAUUUCCUGCAUGCUUCCCAGUCUUCUUGGAAAGUCCAUUACUCGAAGUUCGGCUACAUUCGUGCCCAGGGCCUGGAAUCCUGCCUCGAGUCAGCCGGUCUCAUCAUCAACAUGACCCAUUUCCAGGAGACCAAAUGCGAUGAGAAUUACGCCAAGCUGCAGGAGAUCAAGGCCGUGUACGACCCCGAGAACAUGUUCACUCCUCACCCGCAAGAUGUUCCUCUGCCUGGCCAGCAGGCCCCUGCCGCCAUCAGCUAG